GGAGGCCGCGCGGCGGCCGCCGCCUGGGCCGAGGCAGCCGCUCCCGGGAGCGCCGAGCUGCGGCGCCUAGGUUGUGCCAGUGCCGGAUCCGCUGCCCGGACCGGGCCCAGCUCCCGCCCGGCAGCCCCGCGGUCGGUCCCGGGCCGGUGGCCCCCGCCAGCCGCCGCCGGCCCCGCCCCCGGGCACCAUGCUGCCCUCGCAGGAGGCCUCCAAGCUCUAUCACGAGCACUACAUGCGGAAUUCGCGGGCCAUCGGCGUGCUAUGGGCCAUCUUCACCAUCUGCUUCGCCAUCAUCAACGUGGUGGUCUUCAUCCAGCCCUACUGGGUGGGCGACAGCGUGAGCACCCCCAAGCCUGGCUACUUCGGCCUCUUCCACUACUGUGUGGGCAGCGGGCUGGCGGGUCGCGAGCUCACCUGCCGAGGCUCGUUCACCGACUUCAGCACCAUCCCGUCCGGCGCCUUCAAGGCAGCCGCCUUCUUCGUGCUGCUCUCCAUGGUGCUGAUCCUCGGCUGCAUUACCUGCUUUGCGCUUUUCUUCUUCUGCAACACGGCCACGGUCUACAAGAUCUGCGCCUGGAUGCAGCUCUUGGCAGCUCUGUGCCUCGUGCUGGGCUGCAUGAUCUUCCCGGACGGCUGGGACGCCGAGACGAUCCGGGACAUGUGCGGGGCCAAGACCGGGAAGUACUCCCUGGGGGACUGUUCGGUGCGCUGGGCGUACAUUCUGGCCAUCAUCGGCAUCCUCAACGCCCUCAUCCUCUCCUUCCUCGCCUUCGUGCUGGGCAACCGGCAAACAGAUCUGCUGCAGGAAGAGCUCAAGCAGGACAACAAAGAUUUUGUGAGUUCUACAGUAAGCUCCGUGUUGCGGCCAGCGGGUGAUGUCUCCAGCUGGGGAGUCCUUCCCUGCCCCGUCGCUCACUCACAGGGACCCUGAAGGCCAGGAUCACAGCCCAGGAAUUGACCUGCCCUCUGCGUGUCCUAUCUCUUGGCCUCUCACUCUCCAUUCAAGCUAGGAGGAAGGAUCCCAGUCUCAGACUGACUUCUCACCUGCUACCCACUUGCCAGCUCCAGACUUUGAAGAGUUGUUGGGGCUGGGUGUGGCCCGGAAGAGGGGAGAGGCCCUGCAGACCCUACCAGGGCCUAAAUGUGCCCCUCCCUCAACUGACCUAAGGGAGCUGGACAUCCCUUGGGGUCUCCUCCCCUCUCCCCACCUGGCUCGGGGGCUCUGUAGUCUUCAGGGGAAGGAGACACUGUGAUUCCAGUGCCCCAGGCUCUCUCAGUCUGAGAACUGCUGCCUGGCUGUAUCCUUGUCUCCUCCGGUCCCUCCUCCUGCAGAAACUUACUCAAGAUACUGCCCCAGGGCUACCAAACUCUUUCCUCCCCUUUCCUUUCCUUUCCUUUCCUUUCCUUUCCUUUCCUUUCCUUUCCUUUCCUUUCCUUUCCUUUCCUUUCCUUUCCUUUCCUUUCCUUUUCCUUCCUCCCCUUUCCUUUUCCUUCCUUUCCUUCUUCCUCCCUCCCUCCCUCCCUCCCUUCCUUCCUUCCUUUGCCUAUAAUGGUUCCAUCACAUCUUCGCAGAGCUCCAGGCCUCACCAGGGCUGCUCUGCCCUGCUCCAGGGUGCUCCCAGCUCUCCCAAAGGAGCCUGAGCUGCACCGAGGGAGAAAGCACAGGGUUUCCCUAUCAACUGGCACCCUGUUCAGCCCAGAGUCUGAGAAAAGACAGACAGGCUCUGAGGCAACUGCUGGAGACACUUGGACUCCGGGCAGCUGGGGCUUGCCUGGCCUCUCUGCUGGGCUGUCUCACCACUGAUUGAACUCUUGACCCCAACCUGUUUUGUACAGCACAGACUCCUUGGCCCUGUUGUUAGGGUUGGAGGUUGGAGAGGGGGCCUAACCAUGGGGCAUUAGGGGAGAUAUCACCCUUCUGCCCCUUCUCAUGCCACCUGACCCUGGCAUUUGCUAAGGGCAGAGACUAUCUUGCCUCUUUGAUACUUUUCUGCAUAACUUGAACUUGCAGGUCACCUCUGAACAGGGUACCCCCUGUCCCCAUCCCCCGCCUUGUAACCCUGUCCCCACCUCUUCCUCCUCCUUGCCCACUUCUCGCCUUGGGAUAUGGCCAGGGUUCGCAGCCCAAUGGGCAAUGCUUGGAGCUGAGGCAUGAGUGUGUGUGCGUGUGUGUGAGUGUGUGUGCCUGUGUAAGUGUGUGGGAAGUCAUCGCUCUCCCCUCCUCCCACUGUGGGGAGCAUCUCCUUCCCGCUUGGCAGGGAGCAAAUAAGGGAGACUUCCGGGGGUUCCUGGACUCCCCUCGCUGCUGCCGCUGCCGCACGGACCUGGCGGUAGAGCCACCUGGCCGGGGGUGCGGACAGCCCCUUUCAGGCCCUAGUUCAGGAGGCAGGCGGCCUCCUCCAGUGUGCCUGCUUCUGUCUGCGGGUUCUGGCUGCCAGGCCCACUGGAGAGGAGCGUGAGGCCCCACCAUUCUGUUAUGUUGGCCUCAGCCAAAGAAGGGGAGAAAAUCAGUGAGUGCCAUGUAUUUGCCAACCUUGUGUUCGUUUCCAUUGGACUUGAACCUGAGAGGGAGGGCUUCCAAGACAGACUGUAGAGAUCCCAUGCCCUAGGCCCCCAUCUGGCCCCUAACUGGGAUAAGAUGUUAGGUCCUGGUAGGAUUCUGGAAACCUGGAGCUUUCCAAGUCCUGACCCCACCCCCUCCCUUCUCAUUCCCUCCUUCUGGGCAAACGCCCUCCCCCAUGCUCUACCCAGUACUGGGCCCCCCUCUCCUGCUCCUACCGAGCCCUGCACUGCAGUCCCCCUGCUGGCACCUUCCCCAGCAGGUGGGGCUAAACACAAGGAUCCCAGGUGAAAAAGGUGGGGUCAUGGAGCCUUGUGGGAGGGAGGGAGUCAGGGCAGGUCUGAACCAAAGCCCAGUGUUUGGAGGCUGCGAGGGAGGGGUUGAAGCCAGUGCUGGGGACUGGGGAGAAAGUAGAGGAGGGAGAAAGAGGAGAAGGGCCAGGAGAGGGAAAUGGAGAGGCAAAGACAGAGCAAGGAGGCGGGAGAUCCAGAGAGACAGGGAAAUGGACAAAGGAGAGAGGAAGAGUGAACAGAGGGGGGACCCAGAGGGACGGGUAAUCAGAGGUGGGGGGAGAGGGGACUGGAAAGAUGGAAGAAGGAUUAGGGCGAGGGAAGGCGGCAGGUGAAGAGAGGGUUGUGGGGAGACAUGGAGGGGGAAGGAGAGGAUGAGGAGGAGGAUGAAGGCAACAGGUCUGAGGAAUGGGGGAGCAGCUGCUGUGGGCACUGUGUGAGGGGACCACCCAAGGGGUUGCCAGACUCCUGUGUCUCAUGGAGAGGUUAGAACCUACCUCCUCAGAGGUCAAGGACAGGGGCCCAGGUAGCCAACACCUUCACAUCCGGGGAAUAGCCCAUAUAAUUGAGCGGGCCUCCGAGGUACUCCUGCCCUGACUGUGGCUGCAUCAGAGGGGCGGGCACUCCCCAGCUUUCUCUGCUCUGGUCUGAGGACUCUUGCCGGGUAGACCAAAAUGGCUGCGUCUUAGACGGGGGUUUAGAGAACUGGUUGGUCCAGUCCUUCUGGGGCCCUGGGAUGUGAAAACUUUCCUCUUUGGGGACCAGUAUCCAUGUAGGAAAACACUUUUCCUGAGGGUGUGAGAACCAUGAAUAGAAUCAAGAUCCUUUUCAUGCCUGAAAAAUCCAAGAUGUUGGAAAUUUAUAGACAGGCUGUGGAGGGAAAUUCCUUGCCUUCUUUUGAGAUUCCUGCUUGGACCCAGGGGAAUCCCCCUUCUCCAGGUUCCAGUGUGAACUGAGAAAGGGAGACCCUCUCUUUGGAGCAGCUGGGGUGUUCCCGGCACAAGAAACUUCCGCAGGCCCCUGCCUGGCUCGGGGCUAGCCUUCGGGUGGGAUUGCAGUGUCCUGAGAAGGGGACGAGGGAGCCAUAGCCCUUCCCAGAGCUCUGACCAGUGGACCUCAGAGGGCCUGUGCUGUGUGACGUUAGGGUAGCUUGGUGUCGUCUACACCUCAUUAGUAAGUUCUGUCUGAAUGUGUCCUCACUGUUCAUUGUCCAAUUUGGUAACACUUAUUUCAGUCCAGACCCCUUCUGCUGCUGCUGGAUUUGAGCUUCAGUACAGGUGGAAUGAUGUUCAAAUAAACAAACACUUUAUAUCACC
Artibeus jamaicensis (Jamaican fruit-eating bat) is the source of this 4166-nucleotide messenger RNA. RefSeq names its product LHFPL tetraspan subfamily member 4 (gene LHFPL4). The transcript is spliced from 4 exons. Gene Ontology annotation, molecular function: GABA receptor binding. Lineage: Eukaryota; Metazoa; Chordata; Mammalia; Chiroptera; Phyllostomidae. Gene Ontology annotation, cellular component: plasma membrane; postsynaptic membrane; inhibitory synapse. Gene Ontology annotation, biological process: sensory perception of sound; gamma-aminobutyric acid receptor clustering. The record is from RefSeq and is a predicted model, not a curated record. The coding region runs from base 188 to 931 and encodes 247 amino acids.